Alternaria rosae is the source of this 1248-nucleotide messenger RNA. RefSeq lists its product as uncharacterized. Lineage: Eukaryota; Fungi; Ascomycota; Dothideomycetes; Pleosporales; Pleosporaceae. Bases 185 to 940 code for a protein of 251 amino acids. The record is from RefSeq and is a predicted model, not a curated record. The transcript has a single exon.
ACUACUCGACAAUCUUCAGUCGAUCAACAUUACAUCACACAUCUCGGAAUCUAACCACGCUCGGAUCACCUUCCCUCCAUUGGCUGCUGCUUUAAGGUUUGUACCCUCGUUCUCGACAGUCAUAAAACCAACCUGACUCACAAUUUGUAGGCUCUCAUAUACUACUGCCUUAUACACACCAAACAUGCCUUCUUCAUCACACCUCCGCAUUCAAACUUCCUUCGAGCCCUUCACGGCUGAGACUACCCGCUCCCACUUCAUCUCAUCACCACCGCAAAAGAAGCAGAAGAUGUCGCUCACCCAAACCUACUACAUUGCUGCCUCUGCCCGCUCCAAGCUGGGCAAGGAGGCAUGCAGGGCCGACCACAACCUCCGCCUUCUCGUUGGACACGCAAACCUCCUCGACAGCCUCAUGGUCGAACUCCAAGACGCCGAACGCCAGCAAGAACAGUGGUUCAACCAGACCAUGGCCAAGGCCUCUAAGACUGAAGAGUCCCGACACAUCCAAUGGGCCGACAGCAUCGCUGAGGAGGAAGACGACGACGACGACUCCGAAUCAGACUCCGAGUCUGAGAACGAGGACGACUUCGACAUGAUCGCACUCCCUCGCCGCAUCGCUCAAUCACCGGUUCAGAUCAGCACAAUGGAGGUGGAUGAGGAUGAGGACGACGAGGAGGACUUCUACGACGACAUGGAGGACGACUCAGAACUGGCUCUUACCCGGGUACCAUCGCAAUUACAAUCCCCACCCGAGCUCACCUACGAGGAAGAGUCCGACGACGAGUCUCCACCCACAUCGCCCCCGCAAGCCUCCUUCAACUUCACCGAGAAAGAAGCCAUGCUCACAACAACCUUUUACGACGCCAAACCAAAAUCACAAAACAUCGAAGAUCAUCCGCUAUUCAUGGAUACCACCGCUCCGCUCAUCUCAAGUUAUUAGGCCAGCACACUACCAUGUUCCGACCUUUUGAUUUUUGAUCCAGCGUUUUCAGCGAGCGAGUCCUUUACAGCAUAGCGUAGCAUUUCGAGCAUUAUAUCCUCUGUUUUCUUUUAUUGGCAUAUACCGCAGGGCGGUCGGGAUCUUCACAGAGGAUCUCACAAACAACUCUACUCAGAUAUUAUUGGAUGGAUAGGGGGACAGGACGAUUUAGGAUAUUGGUCUCGAGCGGUUCGACGUCUCCCGAAGGCAGUGGUCGAGACUCCCGCCAUAGCUAGAAAUUUCAACGAUGAUCAUUACACCCACAAAAA